Molecule: messenger RNA, 857 nt
Organism: Wyeomyia smithii (pitcher-plant mosquito)
Lineage: Eukaryota; Metazoa; Arthropoda; Insecta; Diptera; Culicidae
Exons: 4
Coding region: 425-790 (121 amino acids)
Source: RefSeq, a predicted model, not a curated record
CCGAGCCGGAUCGCACCGUGGGAAGUGAAGUAAUUUUUAAAAAAUGGACAUUCCUGUUAUUGAUAUGUUCACAGAAGAGGAAUACCUUGAGUCAUCAGGCUCUGACGAAAGUGACAUUAGACAACACCAGCCCUCCGCUAAAAGGGCUUAACAUUCGGAAAAGGCGGUUGGACAUGAUACUGCAUUUAUUAACGUGCUUGAAGAGUUUCCAGUUAUUUUAAAAAAAAUCACAAAUUCCUAUGAUGAAGGCUAAAAAGUCCGCCGCCAUCAAAAAAUUUGCAAACAAACUUCUUAUUGAAUAUGGUAUUGAUUAUACGGAAAAACAGAUUACAAAAAAAUACACAAUUUGAAGAUCCGCGUCAAGUCUGAAACAGACAGGAAAUCGACAAAUAAUACUCAGUAAAACAGAAAAAAAUUCUUUGAAAUGAUGGGUGGGAGAAAAAAUCCAUCAAUUACGGAAAGAACGUUUGGUAUUUCUGUUGGCGAGCCAGAACUAUCUGUCGCUGAUUUAUAUUCACAUGAAACCAUGGAAGAUUGCAUUGCUGGUCCGAGUCAUACACGCACUAAACCGUCUGCAAAGAAAAAAACCACCGAAUUGGAAGAGCUGCAAAGAACGGUUCUUCAAGAGCAACUGAAUCUCAUUCACGCACAGGACCAACUAUUAAAGCAACAGCAAGAGCUAAGCAUUGAGCAGCAAAAUGAAAAGCACACGGAAGAAAUGAAGUUAAUGAAAUUGAAACAAGAUAUUGCAAUGUUAAGGUUAAAAAUUCUUAAAAAAGAUAACGACUAGGAUGUAAUGUAAUGACUUUUUAUAUUAAACGAUAAUAUUUUCAUGAGCAAAUUAAAAAAAAAUUAUA